ACACAGAAACGCCAACUGACCCAGCCGAGGCUCAAACAAGAGACUUUCUUGCUGUGAAAUAGUUCAGAAAACAAAAAAUCUGAACAGCAACUAUAGAUUGCUAUAGUAUGGUUAAAAACAUUUAGUAUUUAUUAUUUACCGUAGUAAUUUGUCAUGUGUGGUGUCUGCUGUAAAUUAUGUAACAUUUGUCCUAUGAUGAGUUGAACUAAAACAAGAAGUUUUAUUGAAUGUUUGUUAGUGGUAGUUAUUAUUUAUGUAUUUAUUGUCUGCUUAACGUUGAUUCUGAAAUAAUUAAUUUGACUGAAGCUGAUUUCCUCCUGGCGCCCGGUGACCGCUGUAAGUCGCUGUUGCUGUGAUUGUCCUCUAGAUGGCAGUAGUACACAGCACACUGAUAGCGGAGGCGCUGGAGGAAAAGCUCAGAACAAGCAACAUUAAACUCGUGUUGAAGAUGAGAAGAAACAAAGAGGCUACACUUCAGCUUUUAUCAACUCUAGAGAGAUGAUUUAGCGAACACGACACAACUCCUGCCUUUCUUCAUUAUAUCCUGGCUCUUGACUGUCAAUUCCUCUGUGAAAGCGAUCAGGAAUAGCGGACUUUUACCGUGUUCAUAUGUAAACAGGCCUGAUGGAGGACACACACCGUCAUGAGAAAAUCAUAGAAAAUACACACUCACUGAAGAGAAAAGGCAAAAAAUGCUUCACCUGCACUCAGUGUGGAAUAAGUCUAGCAACCAAACAAACUCUCAGAAAUCACAUGAGGAUCCACACUGGAGAGAAACCAUUCACAUGCUCUCAGUGUGGGAAGAGUUUCAGAACCUCAUCAACCUUUAAUGAUCACAUGAUGAUCCACGCUGGAAAGAAACCACACAAAUGUGAUCAGUGCGGGAAAACAUUUUUGAUGCCUUCAGGGCUGAAGAGACACCUUCGAGUUCAUACAGAGGGGAAGCCUUAUUCAUGCUCUGUGUGUGAAAAGAGUUUCAGACAUGAAGUUGGUUUAAGAGAUCAUCAGAAGAUCCACACCGGUGUGAAAGAGUAUAUGUGCUUUGAGUGUGAGAAGACCUUUCUUACGGCUGAAAAAUUGAAAUCACAUGAAAGGAUGCACACUGGAGAGAAACCUUACAAGUGUUCACACUGUGACAAGAGAUUCAGUCAGUUAGGAAACCUGCACAGACAUAAGAGGAUUCACACUGGAGAGAAACCUUACACGUGUUCACAUUGUGACAAGAGGUUCAGUCAGUUACAAAGCCUGAAAUCACAUGAAAGGACUCACACUGGAGAGAAACCUUACAAGUGUUCACACUGUGACAAGAAAUUCAGUACAUUAGGAAGCCUGCAAACACAUGAGAGGAUUCACACUGGAGAGAAACCUUACAUGUGUUCACACUGUGACAAGAAAUUCAGUACAUUAGGAAACCUGAAAAUACAUGAGAGGACUCACACUGGAGAGAAACCUUAUACAUGUUCACACUGUGACAAGAAAUUCAGUACGUUAGAAAACCUGAAAACACAUGAGAGAACUCACACUGGGGAGAAACCUUACACAUGUUCAUGCUGUGACAAGAGAUUCAGUACAUUAGGAAACCAGAAAACACAUGAGAGGACUCACACAGGAGAAAAACCUUACAAGUGUUCACUCUGCGACAAGAGAUUCAGACAGUCAGAAAACCUGAAAACACAUGAGAGGAUUCACACUGGAGAGAAACCUUACACGUGUUCACAUUGUGACAAGAGGUUCAGUCAGUUACAAAACCUGAAAUCACAUGAAAGGACUCACACUAGAGAGAAACCUUACAUGUGUUCACACUGUGACAAGAGAUUCAUUGAUUCAAAGAAUCUGAAAAAACAUGAGAGGAUUCACGCUAGAGAGAAGCCUUGUAACCUUGAAGGUGUAAGGUCGCCAUAGUCUAACAAAACUGAGUAUCUCCUUUGUUUCUCUUUAGAUAAUCAAUCCAGACACCUGUAGUGAAAUUAGCUCAGUUUUUGAAUAUUAAUGAUCAACAAUAACGAGUUAUUAUUAAUUAUGAACAUUCAGAAUUAACUUACACUCCUGAACAAAAUCUUAACACCAGGGGAAACAUUACAGUAACUCACAUUUUGCAUGGGUAGAUCUCGAUCUCUUUCUCUCAUUGUGAGAGUUUCUCUGAUGCGUGAAAGAUGGAGUCUUGAGUGGAGCUUGCGAUUCAAAUCGGAGGAUAUGCGAGACGCAACUUCAAACUGAGUUUAAUUUGCGGGAAAAUGAAGAAACGUGGACUCAGGCGAGUUACGUGGGUACACAAAUGUGGUAUGCCCCAUAAUAGACCUUCGUCACAGACCUUUCUCCAAAGUUUUUAGAGGUGUAAGAGCUAUUUAACCCCUUUCACAGUGCCCUGACGAGGACGCACUGAGGCGCUGUUUUUUCCACAUGUCAAUGUUUAUGAAUAGUUUACACCAAAAAGGACAAGAGUAAUCUUGAAAAACUACAUCAGUUUAAAGCUACAACCUCUAAGCACCCAUUGCAGCUAGAUGCUUUUCAAUGGAAAGAUUUUAAAGAAUGUAUUUGUUAAACUUGUGUAAGUUUUGCAGUAAACGCUUAUUAGAUAUGGCGUACAUAACAUGUAAUAGCAACACACGCACGCAUUCAUUGCUGUACAUCACGGUUUAUUUUGAAAAGUAAGAGUCCACAGAAAAAUCAUCUCAUCAAACACAUUUAGUCCACCGACAAAAUAGUGUUGAAUUAUGGAUGGUUAUUCAUUCGUUUAUGUCACCGUUUCUGCCGGAGACCUAUUGUUUACACUGUUUUACCAUGGUACUUAUACGCGAAAACAGAAUCUUUGGAGUAAAAGACCAGUCGAUGUCAUAGCUUAAAGUGUUAUAGAUAAAAUGAGACCACAAACUGAAUAAAAAGUCCAAGUUAUGGUUACUUAAAUCUAAUCAAAUCCGAGUGUUUGAUCGUCUGCAUGUCUCUAGCUGCGUCCCAAAUCGCAUACUUAUGCACUAUUCUACGCCAUUUUGUAGUAUAAAUAGUGUAAGUAGUGCGUUCACACUGAAAACUCUAAAAAUAAUAAGUGCACUUUAAUUACCCGGAUG
Danio rerio (zebrafish) is the source of this 3065-nucleotide messenger RNA. The record is from RefSeq and is a predicted model, not a curated record. Lineage: Eukaryota; Metazoa; Chordata; Actinopteri; Cypriniformes; Danionidae.